Pseudomassariella vexata is the source of this 3468-nucleotide messenger RNA. RefSeq lists its product as uncharacterized. Gene Ontology annotation, molecular function: protein binding; cysteine-type deubiquitinase activity; cysteine-type endopeptidase activity. Gene Ontology annotation, cellular component: cytosol; nucleus. Bases 1 to 3468 code for a protein of 1155 amino acids. The record is from RefSeq and is a predicted model, not a curated record. NCBI's taxonomy places the organism in Eukaryota, Fungi, Ascomycota, Sordariomycetes, Amphisphaeriales, Pseudomassariaceae. The transcript has 7 exons. Gene Ontology annotation, biological process: protein deubiquitination; regulation of protein stability.
AUGGUAGUUGACACCCAGGACGACUAUGUCGUCCAACCGACCGACAACGAGAAAGACGAAGUUGCCAUCAUCAACCCAGACCAGCCAGAUAGAAUCUUGCUUGCGACGGACUAUGAGGCUAUGAAGGAGGUUGUUCUUCCUACACUCAUCGAAGAGCCCAAGAUCCUCGAAGAUGCCGUUCACACAUGGACAGUGGAGAACUGGAGGUCUCUGAACAAGAAAGAACAUGGCCCUGUCUUCCACGCUGGUGGAUUUCCAUGGCGAAUUCUCCUAUUUCCCUUUGGUAACAAUGUUGACCAGUCUUCAAUAUAUCUCGAGCAUGGGUUUGAGGAUACCAGCAAGAUACCUGACGACUGGAGCUGCUGUGUGCAAUUCGGCUUGGUCAUGUGGAACAUAGACGAUCCUUCUCUAUUCUCCCACCACAACGCACACCACCGUUUCACUAAAGAGGAAAGCGACUGGGGGUUCACCAGAUUCCUGGAGCUCAAGAAGAUGUUUCAGCUUCCUUGGCUGGACUCAGAUCGCCCCCUAUGCGAAAACGAAUCUUGCAACCUCACUGCCUACGUCCGGAUUGUGGAGGAUGAGACAGGCGUGUUAUGGCACAAUUUCAAUAACUACGACUCGAAGAAGGAAACCGGUUACGUCGGUCUGAAGAACCAAGGUGCCACGUGCUACCUUAACUCGCUGCUCCAGUCCUUGUACUUCACCAAUGCUUUCCGGAAAGCUGUAUAUCAAAUACCCACAGCCGAGGACGAGAGCAUCGCCAACAGCGCCUACACACUGCAGAGAUUAUUCUACCAGCUCCAGACAUCUAACUCUGCGGUAGGGACGAACGAGCUCACCAAGUCUUUCGGCUGGGAUACGCGGCAUAUCUUCGAGCAGCAGGAUGUGCAGGAGCUAUCGAGAAAACUCAUUGAGCGCAUGGAGGAGAGGAUGAAGGGCACCGACGCCGAGGAUGCUCUCCCGCGUAUGCUCAGUGGCAAGGUCAAAACCUACGUUUCCUGCAUCGACGUAGACUACGAAUCAAGCCGCAUUGAGGACUUCUGGGAUAUUCAGUUGAAUGUCCGAGGUAUCUCGACCCUCCAGGACAGUUUCAAGGACUACAUCCAGCAGGAAACGCUUGACGGUGAGAACAAGUACUGGGCUGGUGACGAGUUCAAAUACCAAGACGCGCACAAAGGUGUUAUAUUCACAAGCUUUCCCGAGGUUUUGCAUCUGCACCUGAAGCGCUUCGAGUACGACAUUCAACGCGACGCCAUGAUGAAGGUGAACGACCGCUUUGAGUUUCCUGAUACCCUUGACGUAGCACCGUACCUUGAGAAGGGUGCUGAUAUGUCUGAACCCUGGGUAUACAAGCUUCAUGGUGUUCUGGUGCACAGUGGAGACCUUAACGCGGGACACUACUAUGCUUUCCUGAAACCAAAUAAAGAUGGAUGGUUCCACAAGUUUGACGAUGACAAAGUCACCAAGGCAACGAUGAGAGAAACCCUGGAGGAGAACUAUGGUGGCGAAUACAAGACCUCCAAUCCCCAGCUUCGUUCCGCAUUGCAGCAGAGAAAGCAACCUGUCAUCCGCCAGAUGAGUGCAUACAUGUUAGUCUACAUUCGAGAGUCUCGGUUAGACCAAGUCUUGACACCUGUGAGCCAAGAAGACGUGCCGGCCCAUCUAGAGAGAAGAUUGACAGAAGAGGCUGCGGCAAAGGAGGCCAAGAAAAAGGAGCGUGAAGAGCAGCAUCUCUACUGCCCCGUCAAGGUCAUCACCGAGGAAACAUUCAAGAACCAUGGAGCCACUGAUUUGACCAAUUUCGAUGCGGAUCCCAAGGACGAUCCUGCUGCACCAAGGCUUUACAAAACCAAAAAAAGAUCCACAAUGGAAGAGCUUCUUGCGACCAUCGCAGAAGAUAUCCAACAGGAUCCCCGCAGAAUACGCCUGUGGAUCAUGGUCAAUAGACAAAACAAAACGACGAGACCUGACCAACCCAUCAUGGAUCUCAAGCCCACCGUGGAGGAAACAUAUACGCGGUCAGCCAGUACUAGCCGGGAUUACUCGCUCCGCCUCUGGGUCGAGGUCGCGGAAGAACUCAACGCUCAGGGCGAGGCUGUUUGGCCAACUUAUCAAGGAAACGCCAAUGGUGUCAUUGUCAAGACGGACCUGAUACUCCUAUUCUUGAAAUACUUUGACCAUGAGAAGCAAACUCUCCAGGGUGUUGGCCACGUCUAUGUCAGCAAGGAGAAGAAGGUUGAGGAGCUGGUUCCCAUACUCUCCAAAAAGAUGGGCUGGGGGGAGAAGCUGCCUCCAGGAGAGCAACUGGCAAUGUGGGAAGAGAUCAAGCCAUCGAUGAUUGAGACCCUCAAAGCGAAGCAGUCCUUGAAGGCCGCCGAGCUGCAGGAUGGCGAUAUUAUCUGUUUCCAACGAGUACCGGAGCGUAAGGCCUCAGGUGAGAUUCUGGGUAAGAUAACGAGACUUGGCGAUAAGCCCUCGGAUGGUGUUGUCAAGAGAUGGGACCAUUUCGAUGACGCUCGCGACUUCUACGACUUCUUGUGUUGGAAGAAGGACGUGCGCUUCUACCCGCACCCGACCAGGUGUGACAAAGAAUAUGACAGCUUCAUACUCACACUCAGCAGUAAAAUAAGCUACGACCAACUGGCCGAACGUGUUGCCGAUGGCCUGAAGGUCGAUCCGACACAUAUUCGCUUCUGGUCUGUCAAUGCUACUAGUGGUAACCCGAAAGGACCCAUCAGGCGCACGGCAAACCAAACACUCCACCAGAUCCUCAAUCCUCACAGUUAUACGCAGACGAACUCGCAGACAAAGCAAGACGUACUGUGCUUUGAAAUUCUUGAAAUGAGUCUUGCUGAGCUGGACACAAAGAAGAAUGUCAAGGUGACCUGGCUCUCCGAAGGCAUCACCAAAGAUGAAACCUUCGAUGUCCUUGUCAACAAACAAGGUCAUAUCGAAGAUCUCAUUCAGGCAUUCUCCAAGAAGGCGCAAAUCAAGGAUGAGCAAGAAGGCGGGCGGAUACGAGUCUACGAGAUUCACCACCACAAGUUCUUCAGGGAGCUCGCACCAAGCUAUCCAGUGCUCAGUAUUAAUGAUUAUGCGGAUGUGGUUGCAGAGCGGAUUCCGGACGAAGAGCUUGACGUUGAUGAACGUGAUUUCAUCAAGGUCAUGCACUUUCAGUCAGACCCCACGAGGGUGCACGGCAUCCCCUUCAAGUUCUUGCUGAAAGAGGGUGAGGAAUUCUCGGAAACAAAGAAGCGCCUUGAAAAGCGCACAGGCAUCAAGGGCAAGGCUUUUGAGAAGAUUAAGUUCGCCAUAAUCAAGCGAUAUCAAAAGCCAGUUUACCUUAAAGAUGAUGAUUGUCUUUUUGCCGAGGGUGGUGCAGUUGAGGACGAUAUGAUUCUCGGAUUGGAUCAUGUGGACCGCACAAGAUCCACACGGAAUGGACAGGAGAUGUUCCUGAAGUAG